Molecule: messenger RNA, 2049 nt
Organism: Colletotrichum godetiae
Lineage: Eukaryota; Fungi; Ascomycota; Sordariomycetes; Glomerellales; Glomerellaceae
Exons: 1
Biological process (GO): FMN biosynthetic process; riboflavin biosynthetic process
Cellular component (GO): mitochondrion
Molecular function (GO): riboflavin kinase activity
Source: RefSeq, a predicted model, not a curated record
CCUUUUCCCCAACGUCAGCGCCCUCUCCGCGCCGCCCGAUCGACGCCGAAUAUUCGGCAGUCUGUAGCAACAUCAAUCUACGAUCCUCCGCCUGCCUAUGAGGAGUUCCCUGGAGUCGACGCCAACGGGCGUCUGGCUUUCGCUGCUCCUACCCCAGAUUUCGGACCCAGCAGGAUUCCAUCACCAGGUCCGGCAACCCCGGGAUCACACUUUUCUCCCGCAAUUCCUCCCGUCGCUGCCCAUAAGGAGUAUACAACUUAUCGACCAUCACCGCCACCUUCACUCGUGGGAGAUAAAAAUGCUUCGCCUACACCGACCCUUCAAGGACCAUCCUUUCCUGGCCCCUCAUCAGCCCAGACGUUCCCAGUGGCAGGCUACCGCCCUUCUCCAUCGCCAACACCAUCUAGCCCUGGAUAUUUCUUCCCUGGCCCUCCUAUAACGGCAGAAACAUUCCCAUUAGCACAUCGACCCCCCUUGUCUCCCAAUUACCCCUUAUCAGAAACCGCAUUAACAAACUCCCAAUCAACAGAAAAGACCUUCUGGCAGACAGCUCUAGACGAAACAAAGUAUUUUGCGGGUGGGCUGAUAAGUCAUCCGUUUGAAUAUACCAAACACUACUCCAUCCUCCGCCAUUCAGGCGCCCUUGUAUGGUACCGCGGCCCGUCAACCUCCGUCACCGUCACAGUCUUCUCUGACGCUCCUCUGCCACCUACGCGGACAAUAUGGCUCCAGCAAAAGGGCUUCUCAGGGAACAUGGGCAUGAACUUGAAGUCCCUCGUCGGCGCAAACACAUCAUGGCUCGAUGUAACACCUUCCACGCAGGGGAAGCCAGCAGCCAUGGCCGAAGGCGACGAAAGAGGUUGCCAGCGCGAUAUGAAGAAGUUUCUCAAGAAAGCGCCCAAGAAUCUGGCGAAGCAUGUGCCGAGGGAGACACACGUCGUGCGCAUUCCUGCCGCUGCGGAUGAUGGGUACUUCCGGCUCGUGCUAUGCGCUGAAGGCGGCGGGGAUGGGAGCAAGAGGAAAGUUCUUUGCCCUAGUCCCGUCUUCCGCGUCGCGAGUACGUCAACGGAUAUGAGUGUUACCCGUGGCGCAAGCUUUGCCAGUAUGCCACUGGAGCUUGGGAUCAAGGCGGGCUCUGUCGUCGCGACGACUGUUGUCAAUAAGUACAUCGGACCAGCUGCCGCCGUAGUGCAGUCUAGAACGAAGAAGAUCUCGCAAGCAAAGUUUGUCACAAAGCAUGCUGCUCACAUCGCAUAUGCCAAGUCGGGCAUAGAAAAGUCCGGUAUCAAGACGCAUGUUACGGCAUACGAGGAGCAAUAUGCCAGCACGAGAGGCGGAGGAUACGAUGCCUGGCAAUCUGGUGAAGGUGGUUUCCAAGAGGCGCCUCCCGAAGUCAUCGGUGCCGACUCCGGUCCUACCGACCCAUUUCCAAUCAAGUUUGACGGCAGAGUUGUUCGCGGUACAGGAAGGGGAGGCAUGGAACUUGGUAUCCCGACAGCGAAUCUUGAGGGCGUACCCGAAGACGUGAGGAUGCGAAUGCGCGGCGUCUACUUUGGCUGGGCAAGAGUCGUUCCGCGCUCUGGAUUGGAAGCGAUAUCGACAGACUGGCACGAGAGCAUCAUCACCGUCGGCCCUGCCCCGUACGCCACACCACGGGUAGCCGCCAAGAACGUCGCCACGGUACAUAUGAUCCACGAAUUUGGCGGCGCUCUCUUCCUCGACACGAAACUCAAGGUUCUUGUCAUGGGCCAGUUGCGGGUGUCUGCGCCUCCUGUUGCUGGUUCCGAGGCUGCGCUCGAGGCCUACGGUGCGGAUGUCUUACUUGCUGUGGCUAGUCUGAGUCGUGACAACUGGUGCCCGAUCGAGACGCGGGAGCGGAUGAGAACCAUGCGGAGCGAAAUGAGUCUGGCUGAUCGAUACGUUGAAACGAGGGAGAGAGUUCAAAAGCAGGUAGAUCGCAUACCGGUUCAUUUGGCUGGUGUGAGAACGGAAGGGGCUACGUUGAGAGAUCGGGCAUAUGGGAAUGGAGGGAUUUGGAUCCCAAGAUGA